UAAAAACAAUGGUAGCCUAUAACAAAUGCACCGGAACAAAAAACGUUAUCAUUGAAACGGCCCUGUUGCUGCAGUUGCUAAACUUGCUUUUCAGCUCUGACCUCUAGUGUCGGUGUUACUUCCGUGUUCAUACCUUGAUACACCUGUGUUAUAGGUGCGGUAGAUAGUGAUACUGAAACCACCUGCCACGUUUUAUUGCUAUUACUCUUGUGAGCCAUUUCACUAUUUAACGUGUCAUGAGUGCGGAGCCAGAAUCAUGUAAUUUAACACCUGUGUCCUCUUUACAGGACGACCCGGACACUGAAGUGGAAGUUACAGAAAGUUCGGGAAACUUGAAUAUGGAUUUACAACAGCCCAUUUUCUCCGCGUUGAAUGUACUCCAGAAUGAAAUUCACUCAGCUAAAGACGUCUCCGGGUUGUCUGGAAAGGUUGCUGCUACAUCAGCGGUGACAACCUCCGACUCAGAAUCUGGUAUAUUUUCCGGUGAAUCGGAACUUUGUGUGGAACAUGAAUCCGACCUGGACUGGUUCUGCUGCUCAGAGCAGAAACUCAUAUGCUCGCACUGCGCCAUAAUGGGAUCCUGCCAGGGACACAAGGUGACACCCCUGGCCAGCAGAGUGACAGCAGUCAGGGUGAGUGCCCCGACUUUUCCUGUUCUUAAUAAUAAUAUAAUAUGCCAUUUAGCAGACGCUUUUAUCCAAAGCGACUUACAGUCAUGCGUGCAUACAUCUUUUUUUUUUUGUGUAUGGGUGGUCCCGGGGAUCGAACCCACUACCUUGGCGUUACAAGCGCCGUGCUCUACCAGCUGAGCUACAGAAGACCACUUGUAUACCACUAUAUUAGAAUAUACCAUCUAUAGGCUCAAUAAUACCAACUAAUUUUUGAGCAGUUACAAGCUGCUGCUUGUGCGUCAUAUGGACCUUUGUCACAGUGAAUGGGGCUUGGGGCCGGGAUACUGUUUACCUACAGUUAGGAGUUGGAAUGGAACAGGCAAACUUGACUUUACCUUAGGUCACCUGAGGUACUACAGUACAAAGGCCGAGCUGGUUUGUGUUAGGAAAGUGUUUGUUCACAUGCCUGGUGGGUGUGUAGGGUGUGCCACACUUUUCCGACACCACACUGAGGAGUUUCCCCAGUUGAUGUCUCAUGGAAUGUGAGGAGACAGGAAUUUCAAGCUGUUGGGAAGAUACGGAAAGCCUUAACAAAAAUAUUGUCCAUAUAAGCAGCAUAAAUUGUCAUCAGUGCUCUUCCAAAUUAUUAUUAUUUCAUGAUACACAAUGACAUGUUGGUGAUGGCAGUAUGACACUAUAGGAAUAGGCCUAUCAGAAUAAUGGCACCUGCCUUCGAAAAUGUACCUGAUCAACUGUGGUUUUCAAGUCCAACACUACUCUUCUUCGUGCCAGUCACUGUGUGUGUGUGUGUGUUAUCCUGAACAGAACCAGCUGGUUGACGUGUGUGAGAAAAUGCAGCUGCAGGCCCAGCGCAUCGAGCGCUUUAUUAACAAGACCCUGACUGCCAAAGAGCUGACACUGCAGGUGAGCACACAGGCUCUGUGACACACACUCAGUCCCUUAUGUGCUCACACUACACACAGCCUUGGAUUCACAAGCUCUACACACAGAUAUGUAAUGGAUUCCAUCAUAUGUCUUUUUGCUGUGACUCAUACCCCCUCUGCUGUGUGCCCAUGCAGGUGGAGGCGAGCAGGGCUCGGGAGCGAGUUGUGGCACAGGUCAGUGUGGUGAGGGAGGCUGUGGAGGAGGAGGAGCAGCUGCUGCUAGAAGCAGUGCAAAGGGAGGAGGAGAGGGUGGAGCAGUGCCUCCUCACCCAGAGAGCACACUGGGGCCAGGCCCUGGCUAUGCUCACACAGACACGCACAUUCCUGGUGCACACUCUCACAAACACACCGGACAUACAGCUGGCGGUGAGUAGGGGAAAGAUUAUGGGCACAGGGAAGGGGACAGAGGGGGGGAAGUUGGAGAGUACAGAGGUGGAAAGAAGAAGAAUGGAUAGGGAGAGGGUCGACAAGACUGAAUGGGACGGUGCAAACGAUGAUGAUGAUCAUGAUCAACCCUAACCAUAACCCUAACCCUAGCUUCAUGUCCACACCUUGGCUCAACCCUAACCCUAGCAAUAACCCUGAUAAUUAUGAUGAUGAUGAUGUAAUUAAGAUCAAUUUCAUUGUCAGAAAUUAUUGUUGACUCUGUGUCCUGUGUUUUCAGACCUUUGGCCAAGAAAUAGCUGAGAGGUAAACAUGGUUUUAAUCAAUUUUUAGUCUUUUUUGCAAGUAGUAAGAAUACAUAGUUCAAUAGUUCACCCACUGAAGCAAUCAUUAGCCAGAUUCACAUGAGCUGUCUCUUGUGUGUGUCAAUCAGGGUUGAGGAUGCAGAGGGGGUGGGUGAGCCUUAUGACACUGACCAGCUCAACCUGAAUGCAGGCUGCUGUGACAGCAAACUCAUGAGGGGCCUAUGGGCCAGCGCCAUACUGCUGGGGCCAACUGGUAACUAGUACUAAUGCUUUUAUCUUUAUCUCCAUGAUAAAGGUUAGGCCAACCUUGAUUUGUUCAGGGUACAGUUGUUCCAAAUAGUUGUAGUUAUGCAUUAUUGCCAGUUGUUCAGACACUAUUACUAUGUUAUUAACAAAGCAUAAGUGCUUAAUUAAUGAUGAAUAACAAUACACUCUUCUCUUCCCUCUCCCCCUUUAGCUUAUGGUUCAGCACAUCUGACAUUUGACGAGCGCACCGUCAGCUCCCUACUGUCCCUCUCAGAAGACCUUUGCACUCUGACCUUCCUGCCUAAGAGGUCACGCCAGUCCCCGCCCUACGACCCGGCGCGCUUCGACAGCUGGCCCAAUGCGCUGGGCACCCUGGCAAUCUCCUCCGGCACCCACAGCUGGGUGAUGGACAUGGGUGAGAGCGGGGCCUUCAAGAUGGGGGUAUGCUACGCCAGCAUGGGGCGCAAGGGCUCGGGCAACGACUCACGCCUGGGCUACAACGCCCAGUCUUGGGUGAUCUCCAAAUAUGACUGGGACUUCUCCUUCUGCCAUGCGGGGAAGAACACACCCCUGCACGUGAUCCACAAGCCCAAGAGUCUAGGGCUGCUCCUGGACUGGCCCAGUCAGACCCUGGUAUUUUAUGACCCAGACUCCAGUGCCGUGUUGCACUCUGUCAGACAUGCCUUCAGUAGCCCGCUGCUGCCUGCGUUCGCCGUGGCUGACCGCAGUAUCACCAUACUGCACUGACAUCUGAAGUAACCGUCUGUAUUGCCAUUGAUAUAGAAUUACAGAUAACACUUUCAUAAGCCAUAUCAUAUGAGUUGAUAACAUAACAUUUUAAGGGCCUAUUAAUUCUUAUAACAAGUAAUAAUGCAUUAUACCUGCUAAUAAAAUCUUACUGAAUUACUCAUAUUUGUACAUAAUUCUAAUAGAAUAGAAUACUAUCAAAGCUUCACAAUGUAUUUUAAUGUAAUCAAAUUGGCCAAAAUUAGGCUCUUAUGUCUGUCUGCAUAGAUGAGGUAUGCAGUCAGUUCUUCUUUGAUGAGAACUAUAUUUAUAAUGUAUUCUUUGUUUAUCUGAAGUACUGCUUCUGUAUAUAUUUCUGUAUGUGUCUGUUGAGCAAAUUAUACAGUAGUCCUAAUGUGUCAGUGAUGCAUUUGUAGUGAAGUGUGUCCCAAACUCUUCAUUUAAGUUUUGAAGUAUGCUAUUUAUAUUUAUUGUACUGUUAGGAUCUGAUAAUACAUUUUGAUAACUUAAGUGAAGUGAACGUUUUCUACCUAGAGAGACCCCUGUGUGCGGGACUGGUUGAUCCAGAAGUUGCUCAGUGUGCUACCUGUCAAAUGUAUUAAAAUAUUUUUGAUUGUCUGAUAUGCAAUGUAUGCCUCUAUUGA
This is a messenger RNA of Coregonus sp. 'balchen', 3881 nucleotides long. NCBI's taxonomy places the organism in Eukaryota, Metazoa, Chordata, Actinopteri, Salmoniformes, Salmonidae. The record is from the annotation of a GenBank genome assembly.